GGUAAAGUAGAAAAUGUUAUCGCAAAGAGUAGUCGUUGCAUAGAAACUGUAAAGGCAACUCGAUUUCUUCAUUCUUUAUUUAUUUCUCUCUGACUCUCUGUUUGUCUAUCUGUCUGUCUGUCUGUCUGUCUGUCUAUCUCUCUCUCUCUCUCUCUCUUUCUCUCUCUCUCUCUCUCUCUCUUUCUCUCUCUCUUUCUCUUUAAGUAUUUGUAAAAAUGAAUAUCGACGACGAAUUAAAGAAGGAUUCAGAUUUGUUCGAUGCCGAUCCUAGAAAAAUUCAAAUAAAAAGAGUCUAUCCAAUGAAUGGUGAGAAACGUGGCUUGGCUAUUAUUUUUUCUCACUAUAAGUUUCUAAAACGUGGUAAUCUACGGGUAGGAAAUAAAUCAGAUCGUAAAAAAAUGAAAGCUUUACUAACAAAAUUUGGCUUCGAGGUAAUGAUUUGUAAGGAUUAUCCAAAACGGAAAAUAUUCAAAACAUUGUCUGAAGUUUCACGCAUGGAUCAUUCUAAUAAUGAUUGUCUCAUAAUCAUUGUAAUGUCACAUGGUGAUUCAGGUAUACUUCGGUCAUACGAUGAAGAUUAUGAUGUCUGCAAACUUUGGUCUAAGUUUACAGAAACUAAAUGUCCCUCUCUCAAAGGAAAACCGAAAUUAUUUUUUAUACAAGCUUGCCGAGGUAAUGAUACUGAUUCUGGUAUCAAUUUGGAAUAUCGAAGUGAAACACACCAUCGAAAUGAAUUACCACCUAAUUCCAAUAGUACAACUGACGUAAUCAAUUUCAAAUUGACCCAAAAAGAUAUGGAAAUGUUUCUUACACCAAAUGAACCAGAUUUCUUAAUCGGAUAUGCAACCAUAGCUGGUCAUUGUGCAUUUAGAAGAGAUAAAGGAUCCUGGUAUAUCGAAGAACUUUGCACGAUAUUUAAAAGAUAUGGAAGAAAGUACGACAUAUUAACUUUACUCACUUUCGUCGCCCAACAUGUCGCACUGAAAUACAUAUCUUUAUCAUAUGAGGAACCGAAAAAGAAUGAUAAAACACAAAUACCGUGUAUCACACAUACAUUAAUCAAACAAUUGUAUUUUUUUCCUGAAGAAGCCGAAGACGUACCUGUGGAUUUACGAUUAGAUCAAUACGUAGAUACCUUCGAGAAAUAACAAAAUGGAUUUUAUGAUAUUACAUCAGUAUUAUAUCAUUUAAUGGUUCAUACUUUCGAAUACAAAUAAUUUUAAAUUAAACAACAAAAUCCAAAAAUAAAUUUGUUUAUGUAAUCAAAGAAAAAGAUUAAUAAAGAAAAAGACAAAGAGAUGGAGAAAGAGAGAGAAAGAAAAAUGUCCUCUUGGUUACCGCAAACUACACAAUAGUUGGCCGUUUCAUAAUAGCAAAGCCUUGGGGCUGUAAGCGAACAGACGGGAGUGAGUUUUUCCUUCGUUUAGAUUCAAGUAGACUAUUCUUAUUGUUAGUACUAUUCUUUCGUUGCCAUGACACGGCUUGCCUUUUUCCUAUUCGAAUCUUUUGGCUCUAUUCAGAAUUCCAACUAUUCCAUAAACUUAUUACCUCACGGUGUAAAAAGAAAAGCGAAACGAAAAUAUACCAAUUUAAAUUGUUUUCCUGCACGAUAACUUCGAACUUAUUCGAAAUAUACAAUUCUUUAUAUUGGAGAUAAUACAUUUGAAUAUACACGUUCACAUACAAAAUAAAAUU
Vespa crabro (European hornet) is the source of this 1695-nucleotide messenger RNA. Its product is annotated as caspase-1-like. The transcript has 4 exons. The coding region runs from base 216 to 1148 and encodes 310 amino acids. NCBI's taxonomy places the organism in Eukaryota, Metazoa, Arthropoda, Insecta, Hymenoptera, Vespidae. Gene Ontology annotation, biological process: proteolysis; apoptotic process. The record is from RefSeq and is a predicted model, not a curated record. Gene Ontology annotation, cellular component: cytoplasm.